Messenger RNA from Cyprinus carpio (common carp), 6055 nucleotides. Its product is annotated as glutamate receptor ionotropic, kainate 1-like. Gene Ontology annotation, cellular component: kainate selective glutamate receptor complex; plasma membrane; postsynaptic membrane. The transcript is spliced from 15 exons. Gene Ontology annotation, molecular function: kainate selective glutamate receptor activity; transmitter-gated monoatomic ion channel activity involved in regulation of postsynaptic membrane potential. The coding region runs from base 1035 to 3821 and encodes 928 amino acids. Lineage: Eukaryota; Metazoa; Chordata; Actinopteri; Cypriniformes; Cyprinidae. Gene Ontology annotation, biological process: monoatomic ion transport; synaptic transmission, glutamatergic; modulation of chemical synaptic transmission. The record is from RefSeq and is a predicted model, not a curated record.
UGUAUUGCAAUUCAAAGUCAAGCAUGUCAGACACCAUAGUGUAAAACAGGUUGUCAAAUUCAGCACCUGGAUGUCCAGAGCCCUGCAGAGUUUAGAUUCAACCCGAAUUAAACACACCUGAUCCAGCUAAUCAAGUCCUUCAGGCUUAUAUGAAAACCACAUGGUAUGUGUGCUGGAGCAGGGUUGGAACAAAUCUCUGGGCUAAGGCCCUCCAGGAAGUGAGUUUGACACCCCUGGUGUAAAGUAUCCUGUAGAAUCACAUGAUCUGGCUUUGUUGGGGCUGAACUCUUCUCUCUCUGAAUGAUCUGUGAUUCAGAUCCUGUCUCUGUAAUCCCUCUAAUGCCAAAUAAACCCAUUGCCACAAUGACCUAAAGGAUCAUGGGUAAUAAUCUCCUUCUAAAGCAGAUCCAGAAUUUAGAAAGCUCUUGUGGACAGUUAAAACAGGACAAUUUUGAUCUGAGUACGGAAAAGUAGGCUAUUGAUCUGACUUGCUGAUAUUUGUGGGAAAACAGUAAUGAUAGGACACCUCUCGAAGUAGAUGUACUGACACGUACAGUUGAAUUAAGAUUAAUUUUAAGAGUGAUUUAGAUUAAAAGUAGGUCAAACUGCUGUUGAAUAAGGUGUCUUCCCCUUUGGUGAAAUCACAGAGAGCGAGUGACAGAUAAAUGGGAAUUAAUCCGCUGGCAGAUGUGCGUUUCCAUCAGAGCUCCGGCACAAGAUUUAAUCAUUUCCUCGGUGUACCAAAGAGCAAAGACGUUGUCGAGGUCGACUGCUGCCAGAUUUGAAGUUAAUCUUCACAACGGAUCCAUGUUUGCGGAUCAGAGAGUCGCCGGUGCCCUCAAUUGAGCCCGUGCGCACGGACUGGGAGCCGUUCUCCGCGCGCUCGCUCUGUCCCUGAUCGGCACCGCUAUGUCCUGAACGCGCCGCGCGCGGAAGGGAUGCUCAUUCACGGUGACUUAUUCUGGAAAGUGAUGCCCAGUUAGCACCUAUGGAUUGAGGAUGGGUGACUCCCACCAGCACGAGUGAGUGGAAAGAUGCUACUCGGAUGGAAAUUAUUCCUGUAUGGAUACAAAAAGAAGAAGGAGAUGGAUGUUGAAUGUUCCUCCUGCAGGUGCAGCAUGCUGAAGGGGACAGGUGUGAGCUUCAUCCUGCUGUGUCUGAUGGCAGAGGUCAGUCUCAGCGCACAGCAGGUCUUGAGGAUCGGUGGGAUUUUCGAGACACUUGAGAAUGAACCGAUUCGCAUGGAGGAACUUGCCUUCAAAUUCGCUGUAACCAACAUUAACAGAAACAGGACUUUAAUGCCCAACACCACCCUCACCUACGACAUCCAGAGAAUCAACCUGUUCGACAGCUUCGAGGCCUCCAGACGAGCCUGUGAUCAGUUGGCUCUCGGUGUGGCCGCCGUGUUCGGCCCGUCCCACAGUUCUUCAGUGAGUGCGGUCCAGUCCAUCUGUAACGCGCUGGAGGUCCCUCACAUCCAGACCCGCUGGAAACACCCAUCUGUGGACAACAAGGACAGUUUCUACAUCAACCUGUACCCAGACUACGCCUCCAUCAGCCGCGCUGUACUCGACAUUGUGCAGUUCUACAAGUGGAAAGCAGUGACGGUGGUUUAUGAGGAUGCAACAGGGCUAAUUCGUCUUCAGGAGUUGAUCAAGGCUCCGUCUCGCUACAGCAUCAAGAUUAAAAUCCGACAGUUACCAACGGGAAGUAAAGACGCUCGGCCGCUUCUUAAAGAGAUGAAGAAGGGGAAAGAGUUUUGUGUCAUCUUUGACUGCUCGUACCAGACCGCAGCAGACGUCCUCAAACAGCUGUUGUCUAUGGGCAUGAUGACUGAAUACUACCAUUUCUUCUUUACCACUCUGGAUCUGUAUGCGUUGGACCUGGAGCCGUACCGAUACAGUGGCGUGAACAUGACGGGUUUCCGUCUGCUCAACAUCGACAACCCUCAUGUGGCGUCAGUGAUGGAGAAAUGGUCCAUGGAGCGACUGCAGGCUCCACCCAAACCCGAGACCGGCCUGCUGGAUGGAAUGAUGACAACUGAAGCAGCUCUGAUGUAUGAUGCUGUGUAUUUGGUUGCUGCCGCGUCCCAGCGAGCGUCUCAGAUCACCGUCAGCUCACUGCAGUGUCACCGACACAAACCCUGGCGCUUCGGCUCGCGAUUCAUCAGCAUGUUCAAAGAGGCUCAGUGGAACGGACUGACCGGACAGAUCAUCAUAAACAAGACGGACGGCCUGAGGAAAGACUUCGAUCUCGACAUCAUCAGUCUGAAAGAGGACGGGAUGGAAAAGGUAAAACUAGAAAAUUAUCCCGUUUGCAUGAUCUGCAUCUGUCUAAACCAAUAUCUGUCUCACAUGUCAAAACUGGGCUUUUGUUUUCUUUUCACGUUUAUGCAAAGUGGUCGCUUUAACAAAGUAUGGAAGAAGAUCGGUGUGUGGAACUCAAACACCGGCCUUAACCUGACAGACAGCAAUAAAGACAAAAACACCAACGUGACCGACUCCAUGGCCAACCGCACGCUCAUCGUCACCACAAUUCUGGAAAACCCAUAUGUGAUGUACAAGAAGUCAGAUAAGCCUCUGUAUGGGAACGACCGGUUUGAAGGCUACUGUUUGGAUCUCCUGAAGGAGUUGUCCAACAUCCUGGGCUUCUCCUAUGAAGUCAAACUGGUGUCUGAUGGGAAAUAUGGAGCUCAGAAUGACAAAGGAGAAUGGAAUGGCAUGGUCCGAGAGCUGAUCGAUCAUGUGGCAGAUUUGGCCGUGGCACCACUCACCAUUACUUAUGUGCGAGAGAAAGUCAUCGAUUUUUCCAAGCCCUUCAUGACUCUGGGAAUCUCUAUCCUCUACCACAAACCCAAUGGCACCAAUCCAGGCGUCUUCUCCUUCCUGAACCCGCUCUCUCCGGACAUCUGGAUGUACGUGCUGCUGGCCUGCCUCGGGGUCAGCUGUGUGCUGUUCGUCAUUGCCAGGUUCACCCCGUAUGAAUGGUACAACCCUCAUCCCUGCAACCCUGAUUCAGAUGUUGUUGAGAACAACUUCACCUUAAUCAACAGUGUUUGGUUUGGUGUUGGAGCGCUUAUGCAGCAAGGAUCGGAGUUGAUGCCCAAGGCUUUGUCCACCAGGAUUGUAGGAGGUAUCUGGUGGUUCUUUACCCUCAUCAUCAUCUCGUCCUACACGGCUAACCUGGCCGCCUUCCUCACAGUGGAGCGAAUGGAUUCGCCCAUAGACUCGGCCGAUGAUCUGGCCAAACAGACCAAGAUUGAGUAUGGUGCUGUGAGGGACGGGUCCACCAUGACUUUCUUUAAGAAAUCAAAGAUCUCCACCUAUGAGAAGAUGUGGGCGUUCAUGAGCAGCCGGAAGAACACGGCGCUGGUAAAGAAUAACAGAGAGGGAAUCCAGCGCGUGAUGACCACAGAUUACGCUCUUCUGAUGGAGUCCACCAGCAUCGAGUACAUCAGCCAGAGAAACUGCAACCUCACGCAGAUCGGAGGACUCAUCGACUCAAAGGGCUACGGAGUCGGCACUCCUAUUGGCUCCCCGUAUCGUGACAAGGUGACCAUCGCCAUCCUGCAGUUACAGGAGGAGGGGAAGCUGCACAUGAUGAAGGAGAAGUGGUGGCGAGGAAACGGCUGUCCCGAGGAGGACAGUAAAGAGGCCAGCGCUCUGGGAGUGGAGAACAUCGGAGGAAUCUUCAUCGUGCUGGCGGCCGGACUCGUCCUGUCUGUGUUCGUGGCCAUCGGCGAGUUUAUCUAUAGGUCCAGGAAGAACCUGGACAUCGAGGAGGUGAGCGUGGGACAGUGUGAAUGGCAUAAUAAAUACUGAUGGAGCUGGUGGACAACGCAGGACUUCAGAGGACGUCAGUGGGAGUUUUAUAAUGUACUUUUGCUCCUCGACUUUAUUAAAUCCAAACACACACUGACGAAACAUUACUUAUAUGAUGUCAGCUGUGUGAGAACUGGUGGCGACUUUGGAUACUGAGCAACAUUUUUUUUUUUAAACAUUUUUCAUUUUCAGAUGGACAAACAAUAAGGCAUCUGUCAGUGAGAUAUGAAUCAAGACAGGAGUGUAAGUUUGCUGUUUAACUAUUACUCCAGUUACUUUAUUGUUGAGUAGUUCACUUCCAUGUAGUUUGUAUUUAGAUUUAAAAGACCUCAACGUUUUAUUCUUUACAGACAUAUUCCUUCUUAAUCUAAUUUAUGAUUUAAUCUAAGGUAUGUUUGUGAGUUUUAUUAUAGGUGAUGUUUGUAAUUUUUCAUGUUAAAAUGAGUCAGUUAUACAUCAUUGAUUCAUAGGUUGAUUUUCCAGAAGUGCAGACAACAUUUUUUUUUUUUUUUUUUUUCGUUCUUUCUUUCUUUUUUUUUCUUUUUUUCUUUACAUUUUUAUUACAAUUUCAAUUUACAAUUUAUUGCAAUAAUGAGGAAGUCAGUGUGGUUUUCAGGUUAAAAAAGGAUGCAUUUAUUUGGAAAAUCUCUACAUGGGUUAGAUUUAUGUAUUUUUCAGUAAAAACAUUUUUACAGUAAUAUCUUCACAUGUAUAACAUUAAAAUAUCAUCAGUUUCUCAAAAUGGAACUUAGAGCAGUUUCUCAAUAAUGAUGAUUAAUUUGUUAUCUUUAAGGAACAUUACUGUUUUAACAUGCAUGAAAUGUCAAAUAGUAGAUGGAAAACCUGUUUGGAAACGUUUUUUGCAUUUCAAUUUGAUGUAGAAAUGACAUACUUCACCUUUAAAGGCUCAUUCUGACUGUCUUAGCCUUUCUCUUAUGAAAUGACUUAUUUUAUUUAAUGACUGAUGGUAACAUGCAGUGUGUAAUGCAAAACCCCAUUUUUAUGUCUAUAAUGCUGAUUUAACAUGCAGGACCAGCAUUACAUGAGUCCUAACCAUACGUGAGGCGUUAAUUCAUUUUUCUGUCCUCAUUAAAAUUGUAAAUGCAGAGCAAAGUGACAAAAUCAUAGCUGAACAGAGUAGUUUGUGGUUUUAGAUGCAAUGAGGGGGAUUUUGAGAAUGCGCAACACAUCUAAAUGUCAUGGCUCUUAUAGGACAAAACCUCCAAUUAUCAGACUGGUUACAUUUUAUUCAGUCUACAGGUGCAAGACUUUGUCUUCAUGUUUUCAUCAUUUCUGCUUUUGUAUUGUUUGACACUUAUGAAAAUGCAUAUAAAUAUUUUAUCACUUUGAAAUUAUUUCUUUAUGAGCAAAAUAUGUGUUUUCCUUGGUUUCUUGAUUUAUUAUUUGCCUCUUGUAGAUUGAUAAGUGCUUUAAUGAUUUUUGGCAUGCAAAGUUUUUUUCAGGGAUGGACGUCCAGUCUUCUGCAUCUGAAAAUACCAUGAGUAUUUUAUUAUUGAAGCUCUUUGGUGAUUGGCUUCUGUGGAGAAAACUGCAUUGUGAUGUCUUUUCCAUUCCUUUUUUUAAAGGUUUGUUUUAAAGCUUUGUUUGAGAAACAAACUUAAAUUUAAGUUGCUUUUGUCCCAAAUACUUCAGCAGUCAUUACAUAUGUGAACCACUUCUGUUUGGUAAGUGAAAUUACGUGAAACCUUUCACUUUUGGGUGAACUAUUGCUUUCAGAAUAAUUGAAAAAUGGGUGACCAUAUGGAGCUACUGUGGAGCUUCUUUGAUGGCUUGUCAUCUCUCCACAGGUGUGGUAAAGUCCUUGUUGAAGCCUCUGAUAGAGAAUAUACUCUAGUGAAUGUGCUAGUCUUUGUCAGUUUUUCACUUCUCAUGUUUCACAAUUUCCAUAUUAUUAUGAACGCUGGCUUCAGGGCUCGACCCAUCAAAAGAAUAAUCUCUGAACUCGUAAGAGACCUAUGAAAUGAUUCCAUGCAAAUGAAGAUCAGAUCAGAUGUCUCGUGUACAGUGUGUGUGAUUUCUGCCUCCCUCCAAAGACGUUGGGGGUUUUACGUGAAAGAAACACUGAAUGAAAAAAGACUUGCUUUCAUUUUUCACCCUUUUCAGACCUUUUGAAUUUGCCACGGGAAGAACCUGAAGGCGAAUCAAAAACAUCAACCUCUUCAAAACUGAGUACAAAUUUACACACUUGUUUUCUCUCUGCUUUUGACUAUUAU